This is a messenger RNA of Vavraia culicis subsp. floridensis, 1022 nucleotides long. RefSeq lists its product as uncharacterized. Gene Ontology annotation, molecular function: protein tyrosine phosphatase activity. The record is from RefSeq and is a predicted model, not a curated record. Gene Ontology annotation, biological process: positive regulation of G2/MI transition of meiotic cell cycle; positive regulation of G2/M transition of mitotic cell cycle; G2/M transition of mitotic cell cycle. NCBI's taxonomy places the organism in Eukaryota, Fungi, Microsporidia, Pleistophoridae. The coding region runs from base 35 to 985 and encodes 316 amino acids. Gene Ontology annotation, cellular component: nucleus; cytoplasm. The transcript has a single exon.
AUGAUUUUAUAUAAAGAAGAAAACAAAUAUACACAUGAAGAGCGCGAUCAGCAGCAGUGAUUCGUGUUGUAAGCGGAAGAAAUUCGAUGAUUGCAGCGAUAACAUUGUGAGUUAUGCUGUGGAGAUGGAUGAAAAAACUAUGAGAGAAGGAUCAGAAAAUGUGGUGGGCAGCAGCCGUUUCACGGGUGCGAAAGACACACCACAAGGAGAUGAUGGUGCAGAAGAAGUAAACGAGAACGUAAUGGGAAGUUGCAAGGCACAAAACGAGGUAUGGCGCGCUGGUUGUAAUGGCAGCAUCCCCGUAAAAAAUAACUGCAAAAUUAAUUUUAGUAAGAGCUCCGUUAUAUCAGGGAAGUGCAAUGAAAAGUGCUGCCAAACCAUCCUGAUGGAGAAGCCUUUUCGCAAUCACUGGACAGCGCACAAGCUAAGAUCCUCCACGAUCGUGAAGCCUCAAAAAAGUUUUACUUUAAAACGAGCGUUUACCGUUCCCACACAAAAAAUAGAUGUUUCUGAAAACAGCAAUUUCAUCGAUUUCUGGCAAAGCAUAGACAACGGUGUCAGAUACACCCUUCCCAUCGUGAGCCAUGGAAAGAGUGACAGUAUUCCACGAAUAUCGUGCUCGGUUCUGCACGAGACGAUCACAAGCAAAUAUCGUGUAACAUACAGAAUUAUAGACUGCAGAUUCGACUAUGAGUAUAACGGAGGGCACAUAAAAGAUGCUGUAAACAUAGACAACAUUGAUUCACUUGUGCGGAGCAUACCCUCUCUGAAGAACCACAUCUUGAUUUUCCACUGCGAAUUUUCUUCCGUGCGAGCACCUAGGAUAGCAAAGUAUCUGCGGAACUACGACAGAUUCAAUAACGAGUAUCCUUCCCUGGAUUUUCCGGAGAUUUAUGUCCUUGAAGGCGGAUACAAGGAAUUCUACGGUCUGUACAAGGAGUGCUGCUACCCACAGAACUACAUAAUGAUGAGUAAGCAUAAGUAAAUAUGGUGCAUACGAAAAGUACAAAUUUUACCUCAAA